This is a messenger RNA of Caenorhabditis briggsae, 444 nucleotides long. Bases 1 to 444 code for a protein of 147 amino acids. The transcript is spliced from 5 exons. Lineage: Eukaryota; Metazoa; Nematoda; Chromadorea; Rhabditida; Rhabditidae. The record is from RefSeq and is a predicted model, not a curated record.
AUGAGCAAUCGUGAAAGUCUCGACGAAAGUUUAAUUAUGGAUUACGACCAAGUCUCCGAAAACUAUAAUUUCGUGACGAAAGCAUUGUCGAGACUCAAAAGAUCUUCCAAAAAUGAGAACAUGAAGACAUCAUAUGUUAUCACUUCUACUAUGAAUGCGGAGAAGUCUCUGGCAGGAAUCUUCGAGGAGUACGGUAAUUUUCCGCUUCCAGAUUGGAUGACAGCUGCAAUCAUUCGGGAUGUUUCGAAUGCGCUAAUCCAGCUUCACAGUAAUCAAAUUGUUCACGGAGCUGUUACUAUUGACAAAGUUUUCAAAAUGAAAGACGACUUCUCCUUCUGCAUACUGACUAGCAGAUCGCAUGCCAGAAAAAUGGAUGCCCAUAAGUUCGAAACCGUAAGAUUUUUAAAGGCGCGCCACAGAAAUGCAUCUUCGUUACAUGACUAA